Molecule: messenger RNA, 1882 nt
Organism: Megalobrama amblycephala (Wuchang bream)
Lineage: Eukaryota; Metazoa; Chordata; Actinopteri; Cypriniformes; Xenocyprididae
Product: olfactory receptor 51E2-like
Exons: 2
Coding region: 74-1078 (334 amino acids)
Biological process (GO): G protein-coupled receptor signaling pathway
Cellular component (GO): membrane
Molecular function (GO): olfactory receptor activity; G protein-coupled receptor activity
Source: RefSeq, a predicted model, not a curated record
UAGAAUAAUCAGAUCCUGGCAGCUUAGUGGAAGUUCUUCAUCACAGGUCACAAAAAGCCAGACAGCAGCUAUCAUGAGCUCCACGCAGUCAAACUUCUCUGCAAAUGUGACCUUUGUUCGUCCUGCAACAUUUUUCAUCAAAGGCUUUUCUAAUAUCCCACAUGUGAAAUACUACUAUAUGUUCUUGUCUUUGGUGUAUGUUGUGACUGUUUUGGGGAAUUCAUUUAUCAUGUAUAUCAUUUAUUUGGCCCGCAGACUUCAUACAGCCAAAUACAUUGCUGUUUUCCAUCUGGCCCUUUCUGAUCUUUGUGGAAGCUCAGCCUUGAUUCCAAAAAUUAUUGACACAUUUCUAUUUGAGCACCAGGAUGUUUCAUAUGAAGCGUGUUUGGCAAAUAUGUUUUUUGUGUAUCAUUUCAUGAAUCUGCAGUCUUUAACACUACUUGUCUUGGCUUAUGACAGACUGGUUGCUAUUUGUUUUCCUCUACGGUAUCAUGCCAUUGUAACCAAAACAGCCAUGUUUCUGAUCAUAGGUGUAAUUUGGAUCUUUUCAGUGACAUAUUUUUCUGUACUUGUAGGAUUGGUCAAUAGAAUCUCUUUUUGUGGAUCUAAUGUGAUCGAUAGUCAUUUUUGUGACCAAGGCCUUAUCUAUAAAUUAGCUUGUAAUGAUAAUUCUAUAAAUAUUAUGAUGGGAAAAAUUAGCUUUGGUCUCCUCAUGUGCACACCACUGAUACUGAUCAUAAUCUCAUAUUUCUGCAUUGCUCUGGCUUUGCUGAAGAUUGCUCAUGGGGCUGAACGGAUCAAAGCCAUGAAAACCUGCACCUCACAUCUCAUGUUGGUGGCAAUCGGUUAUAUUCCACUUAUAAGCAAUAAUAUUGCAGCCUUAACAACAACUAUCGAUCCAAACACCAGGAUAAUUAACAAUUCCUUGAGACAGAUAAUACCAUCUAUGCUGAAUCCCAUCAUAUACACUCUAAAGACAGAGGAGGUCAUGCUGUCCAUAAAAGAACUGUACAAACGAAGCACAGUGAAUAUGAUGACAGAAAGAAACAUGAAAUGCAUUAGGAUAAAUACAAAUUAAUAAUAACAGGUUUAAUCUCACUGCAUCAUCAUCACUCAACAUGCAUCACUGCAUCAUGAUCAUUCAACAAAUAUAAUAUAACAAACUUCAAGGAAUUUGCAUGUUUGAUGUUGUAACAGAUAUUGUGUUGUAAACAGGCCAAAUAUGUUUAAACUCUUGGGCUAAAACCUAUAAGGCUGCUUUGUGAUUUCUUUCUUUUUUCAAAACAAUAUAGAUUUCAAUCACGAUUCUAAAAAAUAAAUGUUUGAACAUUAUUCUCAAUAGAAUGUAAUGCAUUUUAGGUAAACAGUAAGAAACAUUUUGAUUGCAUUUAAUGUUGUUUUAUUAACAAAGUUUGGGAGGAACAUGUUCAAAUGAUCUAUCCAAUCAACACGUGAGGAGGCCUAUACAUAUACAUAGCUGACUCACUUAUGUUCUUCGACAGUUUUCUGCAUCCCUCCACCACCCAGACUCACCCAUUAUUGGCUGGUUCCUAUCCCAGCCAGGGAUACGAGGGAGUACUCUGGGUUUGGGCCAAAUUCCGAGCUCGGAGCUUUCCCAUCAGCACGCCAAAUACACAUAUCUUUUACUCUAUCUAAUAAUUUGUAAUUGUGAACUUUCAAUAUAACAGAUGUUUUAGGGGUUUGCUAUCCUCAUGAACUGAAAUCUUCACAUACCUGAAUAUUUUGAUGUCUUGAAUUAAUCAUUAGCUGCCAUUGGUUGGCGUUCUGAUUGUGACAAACAUUUUGUGAAUUAAACAGUGAUUUUAGGGGAUCAAUGAUUUUUCUUGAGAGUGAUCCCAGACUAUGUAAUGCAGGUAUGUGC